This is a messenger RNA of Haplochromis burtoni (Burton's mouthbrooder), 3487 nucleotides long. RefSeq names its product FKBP prolyl isomerase 16 (gene fkbp16). The transcript is spliced from 8 exons. Gene Ontology annotation, molecular function: peptidyl-prolyl cis-trans isomerase activity; protein binding. Lineage: Eukaryota; Metazoa; Chordata; Actinopteri; Cichliformes; Cichlidae. The record is from RefSeq and is a predicted model, not a curated record. Bases 2019 to 3422 code for a protein of 467 amino acids.
UAUUAUUAUUAUUAUUAUUUCCUUUAAAUCUGGCUAAAAACUAAAGCAAGUAUUAAAGAAAUUCCGAACCAAACUCCUUACAUAAAAACAUGUGUAGCCUAUCUUAUCUCCAUAUGGCAGAAAUCAAAUAAGCACUUUCAUUCAUUUCUUAACAGAUAACUUACUUUAGUUGCUGAUUAAAGAGCACAGCCAGCUCUUAUUUACCUAUACAUAUUAGCCAGUUCUCUACUUGAGGGUUUACAAACUAUUUGUGAAAUAAAAGUGUGAUCAUAAACCACUUAAUAGGGUGUAUUUUGCAAUGCUUCAGAUUUUGGUAUUGCUGUGUUGAUAUGGUAAAAUGAUAAGUGGGAAAUAAUUUUACAGUGAUCUGUUAUUGAAACAACGUCAGUGGGUUAUUAUUUUCUGGGGGGUUUUCUGUUACAUUAGCAGAAACCUGAUAGCAUUGUAUUAUUACCUGUGAACGAUAGUGUUGUUGCCCCACAGCCAGAGGUUCCUGGAUUCAGGCCAGGGCGUUUUUCCCAGCGAUUGAGCUCCCGCACCCAUGGGCAUUGUCAUGAAAGGGAUUUUAAAUCCAAAAAGUUUCACUUCCUAGUUUUUAAAAAAAGAGCAAAAUAGUUUAUCACACUUUUUAUUAUGAGAUAAAUCUAAUUGGAAGUGUAGAACAAAAAAUAAAUCUCACUUUUCCAAAUAUCUUGCUCCCAUACAUGUUUGGACAAAUGCUUUUGGGCCACACCUCAUAAUCUUCAAAGUCAGAGUUUUUCAGUCUUGUUGCCACAGUUGUGUCAAAUCAAGCACCUUAGCCAUGCAAUGGGCAUGAUACUAUAACACAAUGCAACCAGUAUAAGUCAGUUUCUGAAAUGUCUUUUCUCUUGGAUAUUCCAUGGUCAACUGUAAGUGGUAUUAUUACAAAGUGGAAGCAUUUAAGAACCACAGCAACUAAAAGGCACAAAGGCACAGACCACGUAAACUCGUAGAGUAUGGUCACUGAUGUAAAAGUUGCCAAUGCGCUAGUGAUUCAAUAACUUCCUCUGGCAUUAACAUCAACAGGAAACUGCACCAGAAGCUUUGUGGCAUGAGUCAAUGGCCAAGCAGCUCUUGUAGCUGUAAUAUGUAGACAGCCCAGUGCUUUUACUCAUGUAGUGUAUAUAUGUUGUGUUGCUUUAAUGUAAAUCUGCUGUUGGCCUGGGGUGUAAAGUUAAAUAGCAGCUUAAAAAAAUCUGGCUUGUGUGUUUUAAAGAUGAAACAUUUGCAUAUAUUUUCUUUACAACCAUGACAAAAGCAAACAUCGCAUGGAAAGUGUGAUGGAUAAAACACUGCAUUUAUUUCCAUUUCCAAUGAAUAACUGUGACUAAAGCCAAAUGGAUUGUGCAUAAACUGUAAUCCACGGUCAUCUUUGCAGCCUGGGUGUUAUCACGGGUCAUCUGUGAAUCCUGUGACACUUCAGCGAAUAUACAAAUCUCCAGUGCAACUUGGGGUAAAUUAAGUGGGAGCUUGUGUCUGCUGAGAGCUCAUUGGUAGAUACUGCAUUCAUGGAAACUGCGUUAUGGAGCACAACGGUGAAGUCAUUAAGAAGCUUACAGACGUUCUGGCAGAUUAGGUUUUUCUCUUCUAAUCCUGUAGAUUACCACUGCACAAGCCCUGCUGGCUGAGAGUGCGUCGAUGCGUUGCAGUUUCUUUACAUUGAUCAUUUUUGUGUGUGUGUACUAAAGUGUCAUCACUGAACUACGUAGACUAAGACUGAUACGAGCGGAAAAAGGACAGGUCAAAGUGCGCCAGAAGUACCGAAAGUAGGCAUGGGACCAACACUUUGAAAAAACCACCGAUGAAGCUAGGAUUUAAGGAUCUGACCUGGAUUUACUGAAGCGCAACAUGGAUUUUUGUAAAUAUUAUUUGAAGGAGAUAUUUUGUUGCGCUGACACACCAUAGUUGGUGAACAGAACUCCUAACCUACACCUAAGGAACCACUGGGUGAACAACGAGGAUCAUCUCUUUUGGAGGCCCAUGCUCUCUGUAGUGAAAUGGAGACAGAGCCAUGUUGUGAAGCGCAUAAUGACCCUGGAGUAACGGCUACAGAUUCUGAGGUGAAGGAGGCAAUUUUCGGACUUGUUGAUGGAAACAGUCUCAGUGAGCUGCCCCGUGCGCCUGCAGAGGAAGGCGAGGAGCUGUUUGGGAGUGAGCAGGCUGAAACACAGAGAAGUGCAGCAGAGAAUAAAGACACUGAGAUAAAAAGCCCCUCUGAUCCUGAGCAAGAGAGUGGGGAGACAGGAUGCAAGGCAGUGAAGAAAUUCAAAAAAUCAAACAGUUGGAAGAUGGUAAGAUUUCAAGACCCAUCAACAGAAGAUGAUGUGUUGGAGAGGGACAGCUCCACGGAGAGUCUCUUUCCUGAAUAUGCCACACAGGAGUGGACUUCCACAAGCUUUGAAGACCUGUUCAUGGCAGAAGAUUGGACAGAGAUUACAGAGGACCGGCUGUUGAGGAAGAAAGUGCUGGAGCCUGGGACUCCACAGGGCCCACACCCUGCCUGGGACCAGGAGGUUACUGUAAAGAUGCAGUGUGUCCUGGAGGACCGCACUGUGGUGGAAAAGGACUGCAAGCUUGUCUUUGUUAUUGGCGAGGGAGAUGUGAACCAGGCCUUGGAGGAGUGUGUCAUGUCCAUGCAGAAAGGAGAGAUCACAUUACUGCUAACAGAUUCACAGUAUGCCUAUGGACUUCUGGGAAGAGAGCCUGAUAUUCCAGCCUGGGCUCCUUUACUCUACCAGCUGCAGUUGCUGGACUUCAGAGAGAAACCGGACCCAUUAACUCUGCCCAUUGCAGACCGCAUUCGCAUCGGCAACCAGAAACGAGAGACAGGGAAUUUUCAUUUCCAGAGGGAGGAAUACAGCUUGGCUGCCCGGGCCUAUUGCGUGGCUCUGGAUGUGCUGACCACACGCAGCAAAGAUGGUAAUGAUGUUGGUGUGAAGGAAGAGGAGGAGGAGGUGCAGGACUACCGUGUGAAGUGUUUGAACAACCUGGCGACCACUCAAGUCAGACUGGAGCAGUUUGACGAGGCUCUGCACACCAGCCGAGACGUUCUGACCCUCGAGCCAAACAACGUCAAGGCCCUCUUCAGGGUAGGAAAGCUCCUGUCUGACAAGAGUGAAUACAAAGAGGCUAUGGAAGUGCUAAAAAAGGCCUUGAAACUGGAGCCAGCCACCAAGGCAAUCCAUGUUGAGUUAUCUAAACUUGUCAAAAGGCAGUCUGGAGGCAAAGAAACCCAAGAGUGGAAACCCAAACCAGCAGAGAUGCUUGGAGACAAUAUUGCACCUUUCCUGAUCCCAUCAAAGAAGAAGCCAUCUGGAAUUUCCUGGAAAUUUAUACUUGGAGCUCUGGUGGUGGCUCUGGGCAGUUUGGUGACGUCAAUGAUUUUGACUGCAAGAAACUGAAAUCCUCUGCUGGAAGUAGUUCGAAGAUCAUCAUCUUCAUAUGCAGGAGCAGAGUUUGGUCUCGA